AUUCCACGGGCAGUGGGAAAGGGAUGGACGCAGUCGCAUCUAGAAUAGUUUAGUUAUUUAGUUAUAUACAAAUAGAUUUUAUACAACAGUGUGAAAAGUGUCCAACGCGAGCCGCAGUGUAAAAGAAUACAGUGAGAAACGUUCGCAGUGUACAAAUUUACAGUGCGAAACAUUUGCAGUGUACAAAUUUGCAGUGCGAAACAUUUGCAGUGUACAAAUUUAGAGUGCAAGCGUUAUUCCACGAUGAGAAGCCUUUAAAUACACGGCGGUACAUCAAAAUGCUCACAAUGUCAACUCUGAUGAUGCCCGCAGCCACGAUGACGACAAUGACCAACGCUGGACCGAUACCAGUUGCAGCUGCCACGAAGCUGGAGCCGAAACUGCUGCAACUGCCGCACCCAGCGCUGAUGCCUCAAAUACAGCCCCACCACCAGCACCAGCACAGCAACAAUAACAAACUAGAACAUUAUCACAUCUUCGUUGGUGAUCUCAGCCCGGAGAUUGAGACGCAGAGUCUCCGGGACGCAUUCGCGCCUUUUGGCGAAAUAUCGGAUUGCCGAGUAGUGAGAGACCCGCAGACGCUAAAAUCAAAGGGAUAUGGUUUUGUUUCAUUUUUGAAGAAAUCAGAGGCGGAAUCGGCUAUCACUGCCAUGAAUGGCCAGUGGUUGGGCUCUCGGUCGAUUCGCACCAACUGGGCCACCAGGAAACCACCGGCGCCUAAAAAUGAACUUAACUCCAAGCCCCUCACCUUCGACGAAGUGUACAACCAGAGUUCUCCGACCAACUGCACGGUCUACUGCGGCGGUCUCACCACUGGUCUAUCUGAGGAGCUCGUGCAGAAGACCUUCCAGCCAUUCGGCACCAUCCAAGAGAUACGGGUCUUUAAAGAUAAAGGAUAUGCUUUCAUCAGAUUCUCCACAAAGGAGAGCGCCACCCACGCUAUUGUGGCGGUCCAUAACACAGAUAUAAACGGACAGCCAGUGAAAUGCUCUUGGGGCAAGGAGUCCGGCGAUCCGAACAACGCGCAGGCGCAGGGACAACUGGGUGGAACAGCCUACUCCCCAUUCGGCGCAGCCUACACUGGGGGUGUACCACCGGCCUCCUACUGGUAUAACACCUACCCUCAGCAAUUGGGUGGCUUCCUGCAAGGCAUGCAGGGCGUCCAGGGCUAUUCUUAUGCUGGACAGUUUGCUGGCUACCAGCAGCAGUAUAUGGGCAUGGGCGGAGUCCAGUUGCCCUGGGCGCUCGGUGGCGGGGUAGGCGGCGUGGGGGGUGUGGGGGGUGUUGGCGGCGUAGGUGGCGUCGCCGCGAUGUCCCAGCCCCCACAGGUGCUGCACUACCCCGUGCAGCACUUCCAAGUGCAGCCAUGAACAUAACCCACUUCCAGAUCGGAGAGGACGAAUGGCUGGCGCCUAGUUUGCUUGUGUGAGGCCAACGUGCGCCCGCGCCGCCCGACCCUUGCUGCUGUCAGAAAGAGUGGAUCUAACUUCAUACUUUAACCAGAUUCUAAUAUGAUUUAAUUUUCAUAUAUUUUAAUGUUAUUGUUUGAAACGAAAAUUAUGUUGAGGAUUAUUUUGUGUGAUUUUUUUAUGUACUUGAUUACUAGGAUGUUUAAUUUAGAAUUGUUAUUUAAUUUCUUUUGUAGGAUUGUUGUAUUGAGUUGAUUCACUUGCUCAAUGAUGGAGGGAAAUGUGAAAUAACAUACAACUGUACUUACCAUAACUCUUUACGCUGAAUCUUAGAGAUAAAUGUUAUUUCAUAUUUUCCAGUAUCCAUGCUGUUAUUGUCAAUGUAAGAAUCGAAUGUUUUUGUUAUUUUAGUAUUUGUUUUUGUAAUUUAAGUGUUAAUGAAUAUGUAUGUUAUUUUUUUGCAUUUUUCUUUUGUAUUUGACGAUUUCUAGUCACCUCUACGAUACGAUACAUACUGACGGGUUGUAGCGGCGUAACACGGGCGGAUACUGAUCUCACUGAAUAUUUUCACUAAUUCGAGCAAAUAUUGGUUGAAUAUAUAAAGCAAAUGUGAGUCACUAUCGAAAUAUUUCUAUUACUGCUUAUGAUUGCAUGGGAAUGCAUUUAAGAAUAUAAAAGAAUACUUUUAGAAAAUAUAUAGUUAUUACGUAUAAGAUAUGAUAAGAAUAGGUUUAAGAUUAUAUCAUUCACACGCGGGCCAAUAAUGGUUGCGACACUGCAUCUGGCGGGAAAAUUUUUGCGAGUUUUUGACGACGAUCAUGAUAUGGUACCAAACAUCUAAGCACAAGUUUAUACUAAGAUUAGGGGAAAAAUAUGUAGAUUUUUGGAAAAAUGUUUAGUAGAAUACCUAGGUAAAAGGUACGCGAUAUGAGUGAGAAUGAAUUUUUUAAGAUUUUAUAUCUGUCGAACGCUAGGAAGGUUAUAUAACGAAUUGCACGAUACAAGCUAGCUCUUUUCUCUGGACGUCAGUUAUGCCAAAUUCAUAAACAAUUCAAGUAAUAUAAUAAAAAAAAGGUUGUGUAUUAAUAUAAAUGGAUACUUGGAACUACAAACUUGACGAAAAUAGAUGAAGUGUAGAGAAAAAUAGUUUAUUUAUCAUAAGAAAGAAAUAUAUUUAUUGUUUAGUACGUAAGGUAUUUAAUCUUUUACUGUAGGUAGUGGAAGUGUGGUCGAGUGGUAUAUCGACUUAAAACUUUUUGCUAUUAUUUGAUGUUCGCGUCUUCGUUUUUUUCGCGAGAGUUGGUUAAAGGUGGACGUAUUGGCAGAGUUAUUCAUGGAUACUUAUCAAAUCCUUAAAGGGUUCAUUUGUCAUUAAUUGAGCUCGCAGUCUCGUCUAUGCGAACUUGAAAUGUUAUUUCAGAUAAAGAUCGUUGUAAAAGAAUUCAUAUACGAAUAUUCUAGCAAAUUAAAGUAUUAGAAGGAGAUCUUAGAAGUGUUGCAUAUAUCUUAAGAUUGUCGCAGGCAAACUAUUGAAGAUCGGUUGAUUCAACUUUACUAUAACAAUGUAUUCUUGUACUAAUUGUGCCAGUACGUAAAUCUUGUACAGACCUACUCGUCUACGUGAUAACAUGUUUUUUGAAACUUUUUAACGUGGCCCAAUACGCCAUCGGUAUUUUGAAAAAAAAAAAUGUAUUUUAUAUAUUAUAUUGACGGUGUUAAUUUGUGUAGAUUUGUUUCUAUAUAUUUUAUUCUCUGUCACAUCCACGAGCGAGUUUUGGGUGUUGUAAAUAAUGUUUUGAACAAACGGUCGUCAAAAUAUUAGAACGACUGACUCUUAAACGCUCGUGUCUGCUGACGCCAUUUGCAAUGAUACAUGAAAUGAUAAUUAUUUAAGUUUAAAGUAUAUUCGAAUAGCUUAAGCAUAAUACAGCGCAUUUACAAAGAUACUUUCUAAGUCAUUGCUAUCUGUUUGAAACCUUACGCUCCAUCGUUCGUUGUAGUGACAGGCAUUACAGCUGAUUUGAGCGUUGGGUUGAAACGACUACUUCUCUGCCGAAGACUCAUUCGUGGAGACGACGUCUUAUGCAUGUAGUCGAAUCUUGUGAGACAUAUCGCUAGAAAUUUAUAUUAAGAUUAUAUAUUAUUAUAUUAGUUCGACAGCUAGGGAACGAAUUGUUAAGUCAAUUGCAGACAUCCGGUCAAUCGAGAGUGGUUAUUGACGUGUUUUAAAUUAUUUUAUCGAUGGGAUUGGGGCAUUCGUAGGUGUCUUGUGGGAUGGAACGAUGCAAACCUCUGAAAUGCUUAAAACGCGUCAAGCUGAGGUGCGACCUCAUAGACAAAGAUAUCACAAAUAUAAUAAACCGUUAGAUAGACAAAUUUAGCUAUAACUACAUAUAAAAUGCUAGAUUACGAAUCGUUUUGCCUAUAAUCGCUUUCAAGGUAGGUAUUUUAGAACAUGUAUAUCCAUUAAACGUAAGAUAGUUAAGUUCUCACCAACUGUCAUGUUUCGUUGGAUGGAUUUUUAUUCCUCCAAUAGACAGUUCGUUGCCUUUCUUGAUGCUACUCUAUACUUUCUGAGAUAGGAGAUCUAUUAAGCAUAGUUAAGGCUUACGUUUCCAAAUAGUUAACGGCUAAGUGUAUUUAAGAAUCGAUGAAAAGAAAUAUAAACAUGUUAGCUAGGUAAAUUUCAAUAUAUAUUAAAGUAUAUUAUAUACAAAAUGUGAAAACAUUAUCGUCUAGAUAGGUUAUGAAAUUUUAAGUGUUUAUAUUACGUUUGUUUCGUUUAUUAUUUGUGUUGUCAUUCCAUCGAUGUUAAGAUAGUUAAUUUUAAGUCCCAAAGAACACCAAAUAUUUUAUAAUCCUUGUAAUAUUAAAUUUAGAAUUGGCGAUAUAGAACUAAAGUUAAUGCCUUAUAAAAUUUACUAUCUGUGUCUUUGUUUAAAUGUUGGGUUGUGUUAGAAGGUAUACGUCCAAACGUACCAUGAUUUUUUGAACAUUUUACAUUUAUUUACGAUCGCAGUUUAUAAAAUAAAUGAAGCAGACAUUUAAAAUGAAUGACACGAUUUCGCAAUAAAAUAUUUGGAUGUAUACCUUCUAACACAGUACGUGCCAAAUUAUUUGUUUUUAUUCCUUGUUCAUCGUGUACCGUCUAUCUGAAUGAAAGAUAACACCAAGUCAGACUUAAUGUAUAAUCCUCUUAGAGAGAUUCAAAAUUAUCAUUUUAUGGUCUUGAAUAACACAAACGAAAGACUUCCAUGCAAUAAAUUGACACUAUUUAAACUGUAAAUAACCAGAUAUAUAUAGAGGACGACGCGUAAAGUGGAACUUGGUUUAAUUAAUAGAAAAUUCACGGUAAAACAAAUGGUUAAAUGAUUCCUGUAACUGUAGAAUCCGAUCAUACGAUUGAG
Molecule: messenger RNA, 4816 nt
Organism: Zerene cesonia (dogface butterfly)
Lineage: Eukaryota; Metazoa; Arthropoda; Insecta; Lepidoptera; Pieridae
Product: nucleolysin TIA-1
Exons: 10
Coding region: 279-1370 (363 amino acids)
Molecular function (GO): RNA binding
Source: RefSeq, a predicted model, not a curated record